AUGGCGAGGUGGACGGCGGAGGCAGGGUCGGCGCCGGCAGAAGGCGGCGAGGCGAGGCGGACGGCGGCCGGGCGCGACGGGGUGGCGCGGUCGCCGGAGUUGACGGCGCGGCGGCCGGAGUUGGCCGGCCUCGAGCAAGGCGGCGGCAGGACGCACGGGGGCGGGGCACUCGGGUCGCGGGGGCCUGCCCCGGGCUCCGCGGGCCGGCGCACCCUCGCCUCGCACCCUGGGCCCUUCCGCUGCGUCCGCCUCGUCUACAGCCGCAUGGGCGAGCGCCAAGCUGCGCUCAAGCGCUGGCUCCGUCUCCUCGCCGCCAAGGGCGUCCAGGAGCUCGUCCUCGUCAAUCGCCCGUGGCCGCGUGAGGUGCCCCUCCCCAGCACGCUCUUCACCCUCUCCACCCUUACCCGCCUCUACAUCGGCGUCUGGAAAUUCCCGGACGCGGCCGGCCUCCGCGGCGUCUCCUUCCCUCACCUCCGGGAGCUCGGCCUCUGCCUCGUCGAAGUGGAGAACGGGGACAUCGAUGCCGUCGUCGCCAGGAGCCCCGUCCUGGAGAUCCUCAACAUCCAAGGGAGUCUCAGGGGGAAAUGCCUCCGCCUCGUCAGCCAAAGCCUCCGAUGCGUCCAGGUCUGCACCUCCGUGACCGUGAUGGAGAGCAUCGAGGUGGUAAACGCCGCACGUCUGGAGCGGCUCAUCGUGUGCGAAGAUAUGAACCUCUCCGGCGUGUGCACCAGGGUGAAGAUUGGAAAUGCCCCCAAGCUGAAAUUGUUCGGGUACCUCGAGCCAGGGAAACAUACUCUAGAGAUCGGGGACACCGUGAUCAUGCCUGGAGUGGAGGCGAGCCCAAGCAUGAUGCUCACAACCGUCAAAAUUCUGAGUUUGCAUGUGUGUUUUGGAGUUCACAAAGACAUCAAGAUGAUGCCAGCCUUCCUCGGAUGCUUUCCCAAUGUCGAGUCGCUGCAUAUUACGUCUGCAAAAUGUGAUCAACCCACUGACAAGCUCAACCUCAAGUUCUGGGAAGAUGAGGCUGGCCCCAUCGUCAAUGUGCUGCUGCGCAUCAGGGUGAUGACAUUCAGGGAGUUCCGGGGGGAGCAAUAUGAGCUUUCAUUCCUUCGGUACUUCUUCAAGAGUACAUAUGCUUUAAAUCAAGCAGUCAUUUCGUUGGCCAAUCCAAGCUUCACUUCAAGGUCCGAGGAUGAGAUGAUAUCCAGUGUGGUGAAUAUGAGAAUUGGAAAUUUUGCCAGUGAAUUUGAGGUCCUUUUCUACGUGAGCACCGGUCCUGAGGGACUCAGUCGCUGGACCUUCAAGCGAGGGGCAAAGUUUUCUGAUGAUGACCCUUUUGCAACAGUUAAAAUCAUUCCAAGGCCCGGAGACCAGACGUCGCAAGCUUGUAAGUGUCACAACUGAGGUCUUUGACACGCGGUGCAUGGACGCAGGCAUACGCUGUCCCGAGAGCUAAGCUGAGUACCUGAUGGACUAUUGUGGUUCUGUAGUGAGUUGUGUAAUGAUGUUAAGUUGGCACACUGUUUUGCAUCAGAGGUCUGUAUUUAACUGUGGGUGGAGAUCACUCUCUAGUAACUGAGAAAGACAAGUCUGAGUUGGGAAGUUCAGGCAGAAGGAGCCGCUGGGUUAUUGGCAACUUAUUUCUCCAGUAAUUUUUUGCAUGCAAUUUGUGAAUGCUCUUUUGUAUUGAAUGGCUUGGGCGCAAGCGCAAUCGUGUUUUUGCUUCUUCUUUUUAGAAAUUCAA
Molecule: messenger RNA, 1744 nt
Organism: Triticum urartu
Lineage: Eukaryota; Viridiplantae; Streptophyta; Magnoliopsida; Poales; Poaceae
Source: RefSeq, a predicted model, not a curated record